AUGCCGUCAGCUCCGCCAAAUGCAUAUGCACCGGGCGCCAACUUAACCGUCGGAUCGCAUAAUGUUUCUAUCAUCAAGUACAUUUCUUCCGGGGGCUUUGCCCAUGUCUACACUUGCAAUAUUGAUCCUCCAUUCAGAGGAUCUCCAGUUGCUUGUCUCAAACGAGUUCAAGUCCCCAGCAAAUGGCAAUUGAACUUGUUGCGCCAAGAAGUUGAUGCCAUGAAGCGCUUGAGAGGUAAUCCUACCAUUGUGUCAUAUAUUGAUUCUCAUGCCUCCCGAUUGAAUAACCAGGGCCAUUCUACCAUCGAUGCUCCAGGCUCUAGCCAACAAUAUGAAGUGUUUCUUUUGAUGGAAUACUGUUCCAACAACGGCUUAAUCGACUUUAUGAACACUAGGUUGACCAACAAACUUACUGAACCUGAGAUCUUGGUGAUUAUGAGAGACAUUACCUUGGCCGUAGCCAUGUGUCACCACUUACAGCCUCCGUUGAUACACAGGGACAUCAAGAUCGAAAAUGUCUUAUUGGAUGAAAAAGGAACCUACAAGUUAUGUGAUUUUGGGUCUGCUGUGCCUUAUGCUCCGGUCCCUAAAACCAGUCAGGAGUUGCAACUUUUGAAGGAUGAUAUCAUGCAGCAUACCACUCCUCAAUACCGGGCUCCCGAGAUGAUAGAGUUGACCAGAGGCUUCCCCAUUGAUGAUAAACUGGAUAUUUGGGCAUUAGGCUGUUUCCUCUAUAAGUUAUGCUACUACACCACUCCUUUCGAGCUGCAAUCCCACGCUUCUUUACAGGAUUUGGAGAACCUGAUUGUCAACAGUUCACAUACGUUGCACAUUCCUCACAACCGGCCCGGGUCGACGUUCUCGCCCCGUUUGCGGAAUAUCAUCAAGUGCUGUCUUCGUGAAGAUCCCCGAAGAAGACCCAAUGCCGUUCAGCUCUUGGAUGAAGUGUGUGUUAUGAUGAAUAUUCCGGCUCCUAAGGUCGUUCCUGCUUCUGUCAUCGAAAGACCUAGUACUCCUGCCGCUCCUAUGCAACCUCUGAACGGGCUGGUCCACAGCAAGAGCUCAUCAGAUUUGAAUAGCAUCAACAGGCCCCCUCCAUUUGAAGGCCGCAAACCCCAAACCGCCAAAACUGAUCCUUUUGCUCUGAUAGACAAGUCUAAGUUGCUUCAAACGACGCGUCAGCACCCACAGCAGCGACCCAAGUCAUUGUAUGCUGCUCCCAGACCAACCUCGAUUUAUGGUGGCAGAGAUAUACUGCCUAUCGGAACAUCGGCAAAUACCCACCAGUCUUCGAAUACAUUGAAGAACUACAUCCAACGGCAACUCAGCAAGAGCAAUGAGAGCAUCAUCACUCCUCCCGACGAAGAUGACAACACUCUCAACUUCUUGAGAGAUAUGGAAGACAUUUCCAGUCAGAAUACUGGAGGGAGUUUCAAGGCGUCGUUCAAGAAUGGGUUAAGAAAAAUCAGUACUGGAAACAGUAGUUCUGGUGUUAGAAGUUCGAACAAUACUGGGAACAAUUAUAUUCUGAAUCAUAGAAGAUCCAGUAUCUCGUCCAUAAAACAAAUUCUCACAGGUGGGGGAUCUAGGAAGGCCAGCAACCACGAAGAGAGUGAGUUUAAGAGAGAUACAGAACAAACAAUCACUUCUUCUUCGUUCACAUCUUCUGCUCCCAAGAAGUUAUCCAUUCAGAGAAGAAUGGUUCAGUACUUGAACAAUAAUAAUGAUCAGACAGUUAAAAGAACUGCACACGGUUAUGGAAGAUAUACUGCCGAAGAAAGUGACACCGACGAUUUAGAGGCCAUAAACGACGGCUCCUACAAGUCAAGGAUAUCUUUAAACCCUCCUCAAGUCCCCACCAGUUUAUCUUCCCAAAGAGCCAAGUCUGCCACACCGCCUCAUCCUUCGCUGCUGCCCGCUGCUGUUCUUGCGAAACCCAAAUAUAAGCAUUCGUCUACGAACACAUCUGAAAAGGCUCUACCUUCCAUAACUCCCUCCAAAAUGAGAAAUCUGCUUAAGAAACCACCUCCAAAACCUACCAAACCAGUUUACUUACGUACCGCUGAAGGUGAUAGCUCGAGUCGGAGACUCAGUAGCUCGAGCGAGAUCUCCAUACCCGACUUGGACGACUUGGAAAAACAAUUUGCCAAACGAUUCCCCAGCUAUGUAUAA
This is a messenger RNA of Yamadazyma tenuis ATCC 10573, 2172 nucleotides long. It is a transcript of the gene PRK1, whose product is annotated as serine/threonine protein kinase. NCBI's taxonomy places the organism in Eukaryota, Fungi, Ascomycota, Pichiomycetes, Serinales, Debaryomycetaceae. Gene Ontology annotation, cellular component: cytoplasm. Gene Ontology annotation, biological process: actin filament organization; protein phosphorylation; actin cortical patch assembly. The record is from RefSeq and is a predicted model, not a curated record. Gene Ontology annotation, molecular function: protein serine/threonine kinase activity; ATP binding.